AUGAUGAGUAACAAGAAAACGAGGUUGAAAUCAUUCUUUGAUGAUAUCUUGAUGGGUUGCCCGCCUACCGUCGGCGGCGACGGCGCGGAACCCACGUAUAAAAGUUGCGACGCCGGGGAAAAGCUUCAAAUCAAAAGAUGACAGGCGCCACGGCCAAGUUGGCUGCGUACAGCAGCAUCGCCAUAUGCACCUUCUGCAUUUCGGCUACUGUUUUUUAUAUUCCUUACUUCUUAAGCCGAAUCGAUAACAUUCGCAACACUUUGGCUGUUGACAUGGACGAGUUCAAUGUCAUGCAGGUUGGUUAGAAUUUUUUGAAUAAAAGACAUUUUUAAACUUUCGAAUUUACUUCUUCAAGGCUAGUAGCAAAUGAACCUGAUCAUUCUUUCUUUUUUCAACUGGGUAGCAAAAAAAAACUUGUUCGUUUGUCAUCUUCCUCAUUUAAUAGAACAAACUCAAGGUUUAUUUUCUAUCCUCUUCAGUUACUGUCAUUUGGAAGCUAAGUUUUAUUUGGUGUUCUUUUUACUUCUUCACCAUCUGAGUUGUUCCCUGAUUUUUCAAACGCUCCACGAAAACAUCUCGAAAUUUGAUUAUUGCAGCAAGAAGUAUGGGGAGAUAUUCUCAGUAUCCGUGGAGACACACCAAACAUCAAACGCCGUGUCGUUAAGCGUCAAACCCAAGAAGAGUGCUGUAAGUCUCUUUUUAAAAGUUCUCAGCAAUAAUUGAUAACUUCAGCUUGCGAGGAACAGAACUUGUGUCCGGCUGGUCCUAAAGGCCGUCCUGGAGCUGACGGUCAUGACGGAAACCCUGGAACUCCGGGUGAACCAGGAGAAGUUGGAGCGGUUGGAAUCCUUCCUCAAGAGGAAGUGCCUCCGGCGAGCGGAUGCAGAACUUGCCCACCUGGACCACCUGGGCCUGCUGGUUUGUUUCCAUGUAUUACAAAAAAAAAAAAAAAAAAAAAAAAAUGCAAACCUGCCAUUCUAGGUUAUCCUGGCCAACCUGGACCACAAGGGCUGCCAGGACCUCAAGGAGAAGCUGGAAAUGAGGGCCGCCCAGGAACCACCGGACCGCUUGGACCACCCGGAGACAUGGGAAUGAUGGGAGAACCAGGAAAGGAAGGAGAAGCUGGACAACCUGGACGCGAAGGAGUGCGAGGAGAGAAAGGACCAGCUGGUCCACCAGGACUGCCAGGCCUUGUCGGACCUCGUGGCUUCUCUGGAAACGCAGGGCCACCAGGAAAUGCUGGACCUCUGGGAGCCGAAGGAGAAGUCGGACCUCCUGGCAAGAAUGGUCAGUGCCUUGCUUUUUCGUAAACUUUUCUUUCAACUUCUGCUCUUUUUCGCCGUGCUUCUGGUAUUCAAAUUUCUGUUUCACAGGCGCUGAUGGCUACGAAGGAGGCGUCGGAAACUACGGAGAGCCCGGACAGCCAGGAGAAGACGCCGGUUAUUGCAAAUGCCCAACACGCAAUAAGCGAAAGCAAUAAACUACAGCCCACCUUCCAUUUUUUUCUUUCCGGAAACAAUAAAUCACUGCCAAUUCAAUGAAACGCCUUGUAUGUUCGCAGCUGGGAGAUAAUCUCCAUGCCUUCUCGAAGCUUAUUUUUUCUGCGCGUUUUGUUACUUUUCAUCUUACAUGGUAAUCCUUAAACUCAAAUUUUUCAAGUUUCGGUUUGAUGUACCAAACAAAAAAGCUGAGGAUUUCCGAGAGGGCAGGUCUCAAUGCAGUAAAACGGCCUGAUUCUUCAAUUUAGAUUUUUUUUUUGUUUUUUCUCCCCGAUUUUAGGCGUAUUCACCCAAAGAUAAGGAGUUUACCGUCUUGAAAAUCCCCAAUCUUCAUCUGGUACAUCAAGGAGUAUUUCAAACAAUCUCCGUGAAAAUGUCAAAGUGCAAACCUUACUGUUCAAUCGAUUUAAGCUCCCAGUUGAAGUGAACAGCAGAAGCACAAAGGAAAAAAAUAGCGUAUGACUCACCGUGAUAUUUUCAAAAAAAUUUAUUUAAUAAUUAAAUAAAAGGUGCAGUCAAUGAGAAGUAUUAUUUAAUAAUUAAAUAAAACUUCUCAUUGACUGCACCAAAAGCUAAAUCUAACCGUUCCUAGUAAUUUGAACUCUCCUUGUGCUAACUUUUCUGGCCUCAGCAAAAAAAGAAGAACUUUUUUACUAUAGUUGUUUGACUAGACUCCCUUUGAGUUUUUUUUCCUCUCGAUCCGCACUGAGCUCUGCAAAAUAAGUCCCCUUAUUGCCUUGCAGCGUUUGCCAAAGGAAUUUGAAACCAACGACCAAAAAGUGCAACGAAACUUUGCUUUGAACAAUCAUCCUUGGAAAGUCGAGUUGAUAAUUGGAAGUUCCGUGAAAAAUAUCAAAGCUUAAUUCAUUGUAAGCAAAAACAAAUUUUUUUAUUACAUGGGUGCAUUAUCAGGAAAGCAUUUAUCGAUUUUAUUAGGUUAAACUUUUUUUGCAAAUUUUCCACGGGUGACCGUGGUUUACCUCAAGGUUUCAUAGGGAACAUUUAGACACAGUUCUACAAAAACAAGGACGACUCAAGGUUGAGACAACAACUUCUACUCUAAGAGUUCAACUCUUCUCACCAACAACGUUAAGAUAUCCUUUUUGUCGUGUUCGAGGACAUGAUCUCGAACGAUUGAAGGCGUCAGGCUUUACGGUCUCACCAGAAGAGGCUUUUUGUCUUUGAAAUGUUUCUCAUAGAACAUAUAACCUACUUGUUUCAUUUAGAAAAGCAGACCGCAGUCCAAAGAUUUCUCUAACUCAAAUCUCACAAUGAAUUGUAUUCCCACUUGGAUGUUAAUUCUACGAAUCUCGUCCGCUUCUUGGAAGUGUAGUACAAUGUUACGAUUUCCUACAUUUUGCCGUUUCUUUUCUUUUUUUAUUUGUUUCCCAAGAAUCGCAUUCUUCGUGUGAAUAACACGUCGACUUAUUUUUCUAUAAAACGUUUCGAUAUUUCAUUGUUUAAUCGGCAUCCCACCAGCGCCGAAAAAUGUACAAUUUUUCGUUCGUGGCCUAUACGAAUAUUCCAACGCAGACCGUCAUUUUUUGUUAAUAUGAAGGUUUUUUUUUCAUAGAGAAAAUCGCCGUAAACCACACUUUCAUGAUUAUUGAGAAAGUAGAAACUUGGACUAGGAUCUUAUCUGUGACCCAUGAGAAGUGCAAAGAAGUUUUUUUUUUUCUGGGUAUAUUGACUCAAGACCUUUCUAUUUUCGUUUACCUUGCGGUUGCUUCCCUCAUAAAAUAGACGUUGCGAAGGAAGAAGCCUUUGAAAAGCUUCCAAAAGCACGCGGCCGAGGCGGGCAGAGGAACCAAUGAGCGGGAAAAACGCCGAAAAAACAGAGUUGACCGUCCUCCCGUUUCCAAGAGGUUUUUUCUUUUUUUCUCAUCAGUCGAUUUAAUAUUUGGUUAUCAUAGAAGUUAUAUUCUCAACUUUUCAAAGCUCUAAAGUCUAAAACUUUUAUUGAACAAUUUUUAUGUAACAUUAUCUCUACACAUUUAUGCAUUGCCAAAUUUAGUUAACAAAUAUUUCAGAAAAAAUUCAUUGAAUCGCAGUCUUUGAAAAAUUGCGAUUGAAAAUGAUAAGAAAAAGGCCCGUUAUCAGCUUAGUGUUGUUGCAAAAUGGGGAAAUUAGCAGUUAGAUUAGGUGGUUUUUGAAAGUUCAUAAAGCUAUUCAACCUUUUUUUCUCAACUUCUUCUCUGCGCCUAUUUAUGAAAACUCUGAAAUACCAGAGAAAAUUUGGUUCUCGAUAGGUAUAACUGCUCAAACAUAGCAGAACAAUAUAUUUUUCUCUACGAAAAUUCGAUUAGAAAAUAAUUGAAGUUUGCAAACAGAACUUUUAGUCAACUUGAAUAAGUUAGAUUAUUUCAUACUCUGUAGUUUUUCAAAACUGAUUUUUAUUUGAAAUUUUCCUCAUUUCACGACUUUGUUUUUAAGCUCCACAAAACGAUGAAGAAAAGAUUUUUUUUCCAAACUUAUGAAAAAAGUUGAGGCUUUCAAUUUCAUCCGUGCAAAAUGAACUAUGAUAAAAGAUGAAUUGAAAACGGGAAACUUGGGUAGUAAUAGCAGCCCAAAAACACAAUCAGUUGUCGGCACGUGUAUGUCACUCCGAAGUGUGUAGCUGUCUAAGUUGAGCCGAGGAAAUAGCCAACGGCGAGGAUCUGGUCGGAUCGAUGCCCCCGAGUGUACUUUGCCGUCGGCUUCCUAUCAUAUCGAUGGCGCUGCCCACUGACCGCCGCGCCCCAGACGCUUUUUAUCACCUUUCUCUCUAUCCGAACUAUAAUUGUCGUCGCAUUUCGUCGCUAUACGCUCUAUUUUUUUAUCAGCUUAGCUUGACUCCCACGUUGGGCGCUUUUUUUUUCUUCUAUGCUAGUUGUAUUUACCCGCUUGACCGCCGCUCUAAUUUUUUAUUGCUGCAGUAAAAAAGCACUUUCGUGUUUCAGAAACGUGUAGGUUUAUGUCAAUAAGGAAUAAUGAUGAUUUAUCGCUUUGACUUUUUGAUUGACGUUUUCUGAAGUCAUCAUUUGACUUUUUUUUUAAUAUUUCAUUCUAAGGAUUAGAUAAAUAUAUACGUAAUUUUUUGUUUCCUUGGAAACAAAACAGACAUUUUUAUAUUUUUGAACUUCUAGUAGACUAUUUGUUCUAUGAAAGCCUCUUCCGAAUUCAUACUUUCGCGUUUUUCGCUCAUGUAGUCGCAUAACUUCAAAAUCUGACAUGAAACAAGGUCCCAAAUUUGUUGAUUAUCUUUCCCAAACGUUUGCAGAAACAUUCCCAUAAGAGCAACCGAGUAGACAUAAUAGUCUAGGGAAAACACGUGCGUUCAAAGAAAACAUUAGUUGUUGACAAAAACGAAAAUGGUCAUAAAAUCAUAGCGUUGUGAUUUUUGAAAAAUUGAUACAAAAUUCUGAUUUGAUUCGAUCUUUUCUUCUGCAACUUGACAGGUCAGUCUUUUAUCAUGAUUUGAAUGAGUAGAAAAUAAAGAGGCUUUUUUUCAAUCAAAAAUCCUUGAGAAAUCAAGGAUAUCAGGUUUAAUCAAAAAUACGUUUAUGUAAUAAUUGUUUUCUGUUUCUAAUUGAUGAAAUAUAUAUCGAGCUUUAAAAAUCUAUUUUAUAAACUGUUUGCGCAGUUGAAACCUUUACGUUUCCCACUGGUUCUCAUAAAUUUUCAAAGCUGGAAUUUUUUCUGCGUUCGAGUUCUGUGAAUUUUCUUUGCAAUUGUCAUUCGAGAUUAUUUGUUCAUAGAAAAUUUAAACCCUAAAUAAUUUAGGCGUCAAAAUUCAAGGCCGCAAGAAGCUGACAAUGAUAUGGCAAUGUGUAGAACACGUUAUUUGAUCUUUCAGUCUUUGGAAACCGUUUAUGAUUAAUUUACACUGGCCAAAUGGGAAAAAAAAAACCAAAAAAUUUGAGAGUUUAUCUCCUCAUUAGGCGGAGCUCAUCCAGAGCGUCAGUGUGUAGUCCGCGAAAAAGGAAGAAGAAGCAAGCGCGUGCACGUGCAGUAGGGCGCAAAUGUACACAUGCUUGCGUCUCUGAAAUAAACGAUGUCCGCACUCAGCCGGCGGUUGCCCGUCCGUGGUUUGAUUUUUUAUUCUCGGUUAUCUUUGGUUUCGUCGCCGCAAUUCUCCCCUGCUGUUUUCCCGCCUUUCUGACGGUCACAUCAUCUUUGAUAGUUGCAGCCUCGGCUCUCUUGGCGGAUAGUUGAAGCCGUGCCAAUCAUGUCACUCGACGUCAUUGAAGACAAACGCAAAGUCUCCAUAGCCGUUCAGUCGUCCGAUGGUCAAACCAAGAAGGUCCGUUGUUCUUUGUUUUUUUUUUCGCAGUCCGACGCCAACUCUUGUUUGCGUCCCUUUUCAAAUUUCCCACGCGGCCCAAUUGUUUACGGACGUGGAUCCUCACGCUUUUUUGGCUUUUUUCUCUCAGCAGCUGGGAAAGGACACUUUUGCCGAAAUGGAGUAGCGGUUUCAUUUCGAAAAAACAUUGUCGAAAAAACGAAAAAAUUUGGAUAUGAAUGUCAGAAAAAACUGAUUUUUAUGAUUUACGCAGACAUCGAGAAUUUGAUCAAGGUAAUUUCUUUCUUCAAAAAUUGUUAGUUUUUCAUAUUAUCAGCAAUAAAUUCUGGAAGAUAUUAAUUUCAAAACGUCUCAAUCUCAAAAAAAUCUGUUAGAGAAUAAAAAACCAGCAGAAAUUCGAAUUAUUUUGUUUGCGAAAUUUCUUUUUCGUGCAAAAGUCGCCACGACAAAGAAAAAAACAAUUUUGAGAAACAAUACACGUGUCAAAAGCUCAAAUUUCAAAAUUUCGUCAGGAAAAUAUUUGUUACAAAAAAUCAAAAUGGCCCGACUUUUGUUUAUCACAGCUGUUAUCGUUUUUUUUUGUUUUUCUGUUUGCAAAAAAAAAAAUUUGCAGGGGGAUGCACUCACCUUGCUUCCAAAAAGAACAAGAAGUGCCGUUUCAAUGCGAGCCGACGAAACGGACAAGUGGGGUCAGGAAUCUUUGGACGAGAAGGACGACUUCACCUUGAUGCUCAGAGACCCGACGGUUAAGGUAAUUAUUCUUAGAGAGCUAUUGGAAUCAGAUUUUUUUUCACUGCAGAAUGAACUAUUGGACCGCUUGAAUACCUUCCGUCGCAAUCGUGAACUUUGUGAUGUCGUACUUUUCGUGAAGUUAGUUCUGAAAUAAACAAAAAUGAACAAUGAAAUUCCAGGGAACGGGAAAUCUUUGCGCAUAAAGUUGUCCUGGCUGCUGUGUCUCCAGCUCUUUUUGAUAUGUUCAUUGAAACUGCCAACGAUGAAGGUCUGGAAGAAAAAAUUCUUAAACUGAACCUUUAUAAUGCAAUUUUCAGAAAAAGCUUUAGGAACUCCGACUGAAAAAGCAGCUUCCCCAACUCUGCCAUCAAACUCGCUGCAAAAUGGAAAACCGAACAUGUCUUACUUUGAAUUUGCUCACACCGACUUUGAAUGUUUCGAGGCUCUGGUCAAUUUUUCCUAUACCGCUUAGUGAGUUCACAACUUUAUUUCACUUUUCGCCUAGAGAAAUAGUAAAAUUGGAUACGCGCGAUCGCUUUCAUACCGUUAUUGUGUACUCUAAUUCCAAGAACACUUUUAGAAAAACGGGACAAAAAAUUCAGAAAGUUUUAAAAACUUUAUAAGCAGGGAGAAUCAGUUCUUCAACUUUACGAGUCAUAUCAUAGACAUUUUUGUAUUGAAAUUUCUAAAGUCGUUUUCAGUUUGGAAAUCAGCUCCAAAAAAGUUGCCGAACUUUACAAAACGGCCUAUGGACUACAAAUGAACCCCGUGAUUCGCGCAUGCGCAACGUUUCUUGCCGAUAACCUGACUGUGACGAACUGCAUCGGUGUGUUCCGUCGCCUCGCACAUCAAGGUCACGUCUUCUGAUUCAGGAAUUCGACGACAAGCCAACUUUCAAAACGAUGCCUUCCUCAAGACGCAGGUCGACAAAUUCAUCGAAGAGAACUUCGAGAAGAUAGCCAACGACAGCAAGGAAUUCACGCAGCUGCCCGUUAUCCAAGUAGGUCAUCAAUAAAGAAAAUAACCAAUUAUUUUUUGAAGACUAGAAUCAUCGUGACUAUCGAAGGAGGCAAGGCAGCUCAGAACAAUGUGGGACUUGCUUCCAUGGCCCUUCAAUACUUUCAAAACAUCCCUCACGACAGAAUCGAACAUUCGUUAGACAUCCUCACUUGCAAGGUUAUUUUUUCAUCUCUUCCAAUUAUAAAUCUCAGCAGGAAUAGAAGAAGAUUCUCAAAAAAGUGUAAGGUAGACUAUCUCAGUCGUUUGAUACUGAGUAUAGUCCCAACCCGGUUUAUCAAACGUUCUCCGCUUAUCAGACUUUUUUGGAAAAUGAGAAAACCGGUUCGCGGUCAUUCAUUUAUCACGGUCGCGACCUUUAUCAAUAGGAUGACUUGAAGUUAAAAAAGUUCAUUGGACGAGCGUUUUGAAUAUUUUUCCUUUGUGAUUAGUAUCAUGCUGCAAAAAAGAAAACUAGAAAAAAAUUCAAGGUUGAGAUGACAGUUUUUUUUUUUGCUUGUUCAACUUUUAAAGUGUGCUUCAGACGCAUAUUUUGUACCUGGAGGAAGAUCAUCUUGCGGACUGCUCAGAACUCGACGAGCGAUCUUCUGUAGGAAGCUGCGACAUCAUUCAGGACUACAAAAAGAGCGGCAAAGACGGGAAAGAUGUAGCCAAGGCUAUGACGUGAGUGCAUACAAAAUGCUAAUUUUUCCAUAGUUUGAAUUUGUUUUACUUCCUCAUAAUCUUCGUCUUCUACAGAGUUACGGACCCUGUGACAACGCAGACAGUUUCUCAUCGCAUCACCGGCGCUGUACCUGUCCGACUGAACGCUUCUCGAAUGGCCAACUUGCGACUUUCAAAUGAGAGCCUCGAAUCGGCUGGAACGGAGGAGAGCGAGCCAAGCGAAACCAUUGAAACGCGGCUGAUCGCAACACAUCAAACUGCUCGUAAGUUCCCAUUAUUCCCUUUUACUUUUGAAAUUGCUGAUAUUGCUUCUUGUGAGGCAAAUGAGCCAUAAAUGAAAAUUAUAGCAGGGAAACUGUAGCUUCCACUAGUUUCAAACUUAAUAAGGUUUUUGGUUAAAUUUCUAUCAAAUUAAUACUUGAUUAUGUGUAUCUAUGAUAGAUCCUGGAAAUCAUUCACCAAAGUACUGAAAAGAAUUUCACCAAAAAAAUUGAGAAUAUUUCCAAAAAAAUUGAGAAUAAUAUUCGCGAAAAAAACUUCGCGAGACACGGAAAAAUGAGAAUUUUUUUGAUUUCAGCUUCUUAUUGGGUAGCCCUGGUAGUCCUUUAUCACCGCCUGGCUGCGCUUAGUCUCCAGCUGACGGACGACGAAGAACUUGUAAAACAGCGACGUGACGCUCCUGCCGUUCCUGUAGACACCCACAAAGCCGCCUUACUAUCCCGACUCAUUUCCUGCACCGGACAGCAACAGGUUCCUCUAGCCAACAUGACCGCCCCAAGGUGUUCGGUCGGAGCUUCUUUCCUCAACGGCAAAAUUAUCGUUUGUGGUAUGAUUGACUCUGUUUGAAUCAAAGGAGAUCGAGGAGUUCCAGGUGGAUACGACAGAGGGGAAUGUUUGAAGAGCGUCGAAGAGUACGAUGUACUGAAUGGGACGUGGCGACAGCUUCAGGGCAUGAAAACUGAACGAGGUCGCUUUGACAGUGCUGUUCACAAUGGAAAGGUUUGUCAAGGAUCAGAAAAUGGACAUUUGUUUUCCGACAUUCUCAAAAACAGAACACGGGAACACAAUGAGGUUGUUUUCGGUUUGGAAUUUACGAAUUUAUUUGUUUAUAUAAUAAAAACCUUUUUUUCCGCUACGAUUUCCACUUUCUGAGGAGUUUUUUUGCUCACCUUUGAAGUUUUUUUCUAGAAAAACUAACUACAAAUUGAGAAAUUUUACGAAAAACAUUUAGAAUGAAUACAAGGAAAUUGAGCGAACAUCUAUUUUAACAGAUUUAUGCCAUUGCCGGGAGCAACGGGAACAAUGACCUCAAAACCGCGGAAAUGUUUGACCCAAAGGCAAAUCUGUGGUCUCUCAUUCCGCCUCUGCUCAAGCCUCGUUGUCAUAACGGUACCAAGAAAUAGAGAGAAGAAAUCGAGAAGAAAACGAAUUUCAGGGUGCGCAGUUCUCGAAAACUUUAUUUAUUGUAUUGGAGGCUCUUCCGACCAGGUGGUCCUCAAAGACUGCGAAAGGCUUGACGUAAAUGAUCUGGUAAAUAUCAGCUCCUCUCGAUCAAACUACCAAUUGGAUUGCAGACAUGGGCACCAAUAGCUCCUUUGGAACAGGCCAGGUAUCAAGCAGGAGUGAUUGCCUGGCGAGGAAUGGUCGUUGCUUGUGGAGGAUGCGACAGGUUACUUAUUUUUUUGUUCAGUUAGCAGAAAAAUUAAUAUUGUAGUUGCCUGUGACAAAGCUAAAAAAAAAUCACUGAGAAGGCGAACCAAAAAUAACGAUUUUCAAGUUUUUUCAAAGUUUCAAGUCAUCUAUUGUCUUUUUCGUAUGGGAAUAAAUUUCCAUAUAUCAUUUGGAUCAUCAAGAAAAAAAAGAUGAUAUUGAUCUCGAAGACUUCAAAUGACGGAAAUUCAGAUGGGCGUGCGUUGAUACCGUGGAAGCGUACGACCCGAAGACGAACGCCUGGCGUCAGCUCGCGAAACUAAGACAAGCCAGACGCGGAUGCGCGGUCGCUGUUGUUCGAGGUCAGUUGUGUCUAUUCCAUCAUUCAUUUAGUCGCCUGAAACUGUUUCAGAUAUGCUAUACGUUAUUGGAGGUCACGAUGGAACGCAAUCACUGUCGACUGUUGAAGUUUUGGACAGUCCUGUAGGCUCUUGGAGAUCUGGACCCCCUUUGACUUGCCCCAGGUAAUCCAUUUUAUCAGUAGAAAAUUAUCAAAAAACAAAAGGUUUCUGGUCGAUAAAACUCGUAAAUAACACCUUAAAAUGCGUUUACGCGGGUUUAAUUGUGACCCACUACCAUAAAAAUAUUUCAAAAAAACGUAAUAAAAAAAUAUCUUUCAGCAUUUAUUAAAAAAAGAAAUGACACGCUUUCAACAAGAAUAACACGCAAAAAAGAUCAAAAAAACGCAAAUUUGACUCCCACAAAAGUGUACGAAAUGAACAAUUCAUUAUAAAUCAAAUGUUUUUUCAUCAAGAACAAACUAUUAUGUAACUAGAAUAAUAAUACAACAAAGAAAACAACAAAAAAUAAUCAAAAAAGAAGAGCGGAACACGCAGCGAAUUUAAUUUUAGAGAUUACGGUAGGCAACUGCAAGACGGCUGUAGCUUUGGCUGUUUGCGGGACUACAAAGUCCGCAAUCGAAACAUUUGAAAUUUUCUCCCAUUCUCUCGUUAUUUUUAAUUGUUUUUUGUCGUUUUUUGUGUUUUUUCUUUAUUUUCUUUGUUUCAGGGCCAAUACUCAUGCUGUCGUCACCGCGGGGAACGUCAUUUAUGCAGUUGGCGGCUUCAACGGCAACCAGUUCCUCAACACGAUCGAGUUGAUGGAAAGCGGUAUGUUUUAUGUUUUCUUUUUUUGUAUUUGAUAACUACAUUAUGUUAUAUUAUUUAAAUAUCUUCCUCUGAGUUUACUUUACACUUUUAAUAGUCUAGAGAACAGUAAAAAAACUCGAAAAAAAUUUGCUCCCUUUUUUUCGAAUGAAUUUUUUUCAAUCUUUUUCAAUUUUUUUGCGUGACAGGAAUGGCUAUUUCAUUCGUUUUUUUAAUAAUUACUUAUUUUAUUAAAAAAAUUAAAGUCAUUCAAGAUGUUAAUUAGAUAAAUAUAAUCAAUUUAUGAGUUUUUUUGAUAAUUUCAAGAAGUUUUUUUGGCAUUCGAUGUUGUUUUGCAUUCAUACUGAGAGUCCUGUUUGUGAUGCAAAUUUUAUUUUUUUCACAAAGCAUUCGAAAAAGCUCCAAUUGAAAUUCAAGAUAUAUUUUUACAGAGCAAGUUGGUUGGAGAAACUGGAGACAACAGAACUGCGCCCUCGAAGAAGAAGAAGAAAUCUUGGACGAUCUCGCCCCUGCAAAUUGA
Caenorhabditis auriculariae is the source of this 11529-nucleotide messenger RNA. Lineage: Eukaryota; Metazoa; Nematoda; Chromadorea; Rhabditida; Rhabditidae. The record is from the annotation of a GenBank genome assembly.